Molecule: messenger RNA, 523 nt
Organism: Scleropages formosus (Asian bonytongue)
Lineage: Eukaryota; Metazoa; Chordata; Actinopteri; Osteoglossiformes; Osteoglossidae
Gene: ndufa5
Product: NADH:ubiquinone oxidoreductase subunit A5
Exons: 5
Coding region: 49-399 (116 amino acids)
Biological process (GO): respiratory electron transport chain
Cellular component (GO): respiratory chain complex I
Source: RefSeq, a predicted model, not a curated record
CGUCCAUCUGCUCUCUUGUUGGACUCCCAGCGUGCUUUGCGCGCAAUCAUGGCUGGUGUCUUGAAGAAGACCACUGGUUUGGUGGGACUGGCUGUGUCUCAGAAUCCACAUGAGCGUCUUCGAAUUCUCUACACCAAGAUCUUGGGAUGUCUGCAGACAAUGCCCCAGGAUGCUGCCUACAGGAAGUACACAGAGCAGUUGAUCAGUGAGAGAUUUAACCAUGUCAAAAUGGAACCUGAUGUCAGUAAACUAGAAAAGAAAAUCAAUUGUGGACAGAUAGAAGAGGUCAUCUUGCAGGCGGAAGCGGAGCUCUCUCUCUCCAGGAAGAUGUUAGACUGGAAGCCGUGGGAACCUCUGAUUGAGGAGCCACCUGCCAACCAGUGGAAAUGGCCUAUUUAAAGCCUGUUAUUGAAGUUAAUAAAACCCUAAUAAAUUUGGAUUAAGUGUGUGUGUCCCUGCAAAUAGACUUCAAGUCUGAGGUAAUCUGUGUGAUAACCAUGUAAAUACAAAUAUUUAAACAGUG